This is a messenger RNA of Galeopterus variegatus (Sunda flying lemur), 3619 nucleotides long. RefSeq names its product centrosomal protein 97kDa (gene CEP97). The coding region runs from base 32 to 2608 and encodes 858 amino acids. The record is from RefSeq and is a predicted model, not a curated record. The transcript has 11 exons. Gene Ontology annotation, molecular function: protein binding. NCBI's taxonomy places the organism in Eukaryota, Metazoa, Chordata, Mammalia, Dermoptera, Cynocephalidae.
GGUUGCUUGGUAUUAUUAGCAAGCGGCAAGUAUGGCGGUGGCGCGCGACGACGCGGCUUUUCCUCCCGGAGAAGGAUCAGUGGUCAAUUGGUCAGGGCAGGGACUACAGAAAUUAGGUCCAAAUUUACUCUGUGAAGCUGAUAUUCACACUUUGAUUCUGGAUAAAAACCAGAUUAUUAAAUUGGAAAAUCUGGAGAAAUGCAGACGAUUAAUACAGUUGUCAGUGGCUAAUAAUCGGCUGGUACGGAUGAUGGGUGUGGCCAAACUCACGCAACUUCGUGUUUUAAAUUUGCCCCAUAAUAGCAUUGGCUAUGUGGAAGGGCUAAAGGAACUAAUACAUUUGGAAUGGUUGAAUUUGGCAGGAAAUAAUCUCAAGGCUGUGGAACAAAUCAAUAACUGCACAUCUCUACAGCACCUCGAUUUAUCAGACAAUAACAUACCCCAGAUAGGUGAUCUAUCUAAAUUGGUUUCCCUGAAGACCCUGCUUUUACAUGGAAACAUCAUCACCUCUCUUAGAAUGGCACCUGCUUAUCUACCCAGAAGUCUUGCUAUACUUUCUUUGGCAGAAAAUGAAAUCCGGGACUUAAAUGAGGUCUCUUUUUUGUCAUCUUUAACUGAAUUGGAACAGUUGUCGAUCAUGAACAAUCCUUGUGUGAUGGCAACACCAUCCAUUCCAGGGUUUGACUAUCGGCCGUACAUCGUCAGCUGGUGCUUAAACCUCAGAGUCCUAGAUGGAUAUGUGAUUUCUCAAAAGGAAAGUUUGAAAGCUGAAUGGCUCUAUAGUCAAGGCAAGGGAAGAGCAUAUCGGCCUGGCCAGCACAUCCAGCUUGUCCAGUAUCUGGCGACAGUCUGUCCUCUCACUUCUGCACUGGGUCUUCAAACUGCAGAGGAUGCCAAACUAGAGAAAAUUCUGAGCAAACAGAGGUUUCACCAGAGGCAGUUGAUGAACCAAAGCCAAAAUGAAGAGUUGACUUCUGUUGUUCCUACUGAAACAAGGGCACACCUUGUACCUGAGCAUUCAAGCCCUGUUCAAGACUGCCAGAUAGUCCAGGAAAGUGAACCCGUCAUCCAAGUCAAUUCUUGGGUUGGGAUAAGCAGUAAUGAUGAUCAGUUAUAUGCUGUUAAGAAUAACUUUCCAGCCUCUGUACAUUCUACAAGAUAUUCUCGAAAUGACCUGCACCUGGAAGACAUACAGACAGAUGAGGACAAGUUAAACUGUAGUCUUCUCUCUUCAGAGUCUACUUUUAUGCCAGUUGCAUCAGGACUAUCUCCAGUAUCACCUACAGUUGAGCUGAGGUUGCAAGGUAUUAGCUUGGGCCUAGAAGAUGAUGGUGUUGCAGAUGAAUAUGUGAAAGGGCUGGAAAACCAGGACUUGGAUAAGGAAGAGGAAAAGACUGUAUGGGUUGAAAAUGAGAAUUCUGUUCAAAUGAUGAAAAAUGAGAUCAGUAAAGAGGUAAAUGAGAAAGCUGGGGUAUUAUCUUAUCCUGAGCCAAAAAUAGUCAGUGCUAUCUUGGAGAAUGAUGACCAUAGUCUGACAUCUUUUCCUGAGUCAUCUGGGCAUAUUAUCUCUCAUACACAGCCAGAUAGUGAAGAAACCAUGUCUCAAAUAGUUUCAGAGAAACUUUCCUGCAGGAUUUUAACCCAGGGAUCUGUUGCUUUGGGAGAAGAUAAAGUUGCCCUUCAGAAAUUGAAUGAAGCAGCCACCAAGCUUCAGGCGUGUUGGCGGGGCUUUUAUGCCAGGAACUAUAACCCUCAAGCCAAAGAGGUGCGUUAUGAAAUCCGGCUGCACAGAAUGCAGGAGCACAUUGUCUGCUUAACUGAUGAAAUAAGGAGAUUAAGAAAAGAAAGAGAUGAAGAACGUAUUAAAAAAUUUGUACAAGAAGAGGCUGUCAGAUUCCUUUGGAACCAGGUAAGGUCUCUACAAGCUUGGCAACAGACCGUGGACCAGCGUCUAAGUUCCUGGCAUACUGAUGUUCCUCCUAUCUCAAGUACUCUGGUGCCACCUCCAUUUUUCCCCCAAAGUCAGGAACCCUCUUCUGAUCAAAAUUCUGAUUGGUUCAUUGCUCCUGAUGAAGCUCCUCAAGAGAAAUCCUUUCCAGAAUUUCCAGACUCUGGUUUUCAUUCCUCCCUCACAGAACAAGUUCAGUGUUUGCAGGACUCUUUGGAUUUUGAAAAAAAUUCCGCAGAAGGCAGUGAAAGUUCCAUAAUGGGGAAUUCCAUUGACACGGUCAAAUAUGGCCAAGAGUCAGAUUUAGGGGAUGUUAGCAAAGAAAGUGGUGAAUUGAGUAAGGAAAGCUCAAACAAUAAGCAGGAUACUAGUUUGCUUGAACAAUAUUUAACUUCAGUUCAACAGCUAGAAGAUGCUGAUGAGAGGACGAAUUUCGAUGAAGGGACAGGAAAUAGAAAGCUUCGCAUAGCUUGUUCCCUGGAAAUGUUAGGUGCCUUGUCUGACAAUGCUUCUGUAGAUGAGACACAUGGCAUAUCUCCUACUUUGCAAGAUGAAAUCAGCCAGACACCAGAAAAUUAUAAAUUAAAUGCAGAAGUUCAAGGGCAGCAGCCAGAAUGUGAUUCCACAUUUCAGAUAUUGCAUGUUGGUGUUACUGUGUAGCAUGUAUGGUCUCUUGGGAAGCAGAAAUCCACUUCACUUAACCGUAUUUUCAGUUGCCCUUUUUUUUUUUUUUAAGGAGAAUGCUCCCCCCUCUCAGUUUUGUUUCUACUUAUAUAGAAUUUGUAUUCUUGUUUCAUAUUUUCCAGAUUCUAGAGCUGAGUCUUUAUUUUGAUUUGGCUAGCUUUUUACUUAGCCAUAGUAUACCGAACAAUAUUUAUAUUGAGAGGUAUAUGCACGUUAUUUCUUAACAACUGAAUUGUAUCAACAGUCUUCCUGUUCCUUUUAUGUACUCAUUGCCUUUCAAAAAUAAAUUAGAAUAUCUUAAAGAAAAUAGAAAAAUAUAGCUUAAAGAUAUACAUAAGAGAAUUUUGGUUUUUCUGUAUCUGAGGAAAUUAGUUAUAUAGUAAGGAAUGCAGUUUAUUAAAGUGAAUAUAAAUGACAAAUAUGAGGAUUCUGAACUAUUAAAAUUUGCCAGACAGUCUCCUUGGAGUAAGAAUAUGUUUUUUAUAAGCCUUUUCCCUUCCUUCUGAGUCAAGGAAAGCCUUCUUGUAAGCAAAUUUAGGAAGAAAAGGUAAGAUUAUAGGAUUUCUCAAUGGGGAUGAUUAAAUUGGUUUCGUGGAAAACUAUAGUUAAUGUCAUACAUCAGUUUUGACACAUGAAAUAAAGCGUUUCAUUCAGAAUUAAAAUCAAGCUUACUUAGAGAGGCAAUGUAAGACUAUUUGUGUUAGGAGAUGCUAAGCUCUGUUCACUUGGAAUAAUGUCACGGCAAACAUUUAUGUUUUUAUUAAGUGCUUUUUCACCCUACAGAUAAGCAUUUAUGUGCCAAUAUAUUGCCAGAAAUUAAUGUAUGUUCAUCUUCUCUGUUCCUGCUCAUAUUUACUUAUGUAUUUCAGCAGAAGGUCCAUGGCCAUUCACUUCACUUUUGACCUCUGCAUCAUAGUGAACAUUUGAAGUAAUACUAGUGGUAGAAUAUGAAUGACUUUUUUAAAAAACUAUUUUCUUUUUUUUUUU